UGAAUCUUGUUUUGACGAACCAGCGGUGACGUUGAUGUAGUGUUUUGUGAGCUAGGAUUGACCAAAAUUUCUAACCGUGUUGAGUUUUCUGGAAUCUUUGGGGAUUUUAGGGCUUCGGUGCCGGAAAGCCUUCAUCUUUUUGAUUGGGGGGCAGUCGACGCGAAUUGAGAGGCAACCCAAGUCGCGUUCUGCGAAAUGAGCUGCUUUCCUUGUUUCUCGAAGAAGAACGUCGCUGAGGAGGAUCUUUCUCCGGUCGCACGUGUCGUCAAGGAUAAUGAGCUGAAGCCUGAUUUUCAGGCACAAAAACCCUCCAAAAAAGAAACUCAAGAUGUUGGAAAUGGAAAUAUUGCAGCACGGACAUUCACAUUCCGUGAGCUUGCUUCGGCGACCAAUAAUUUUCUACCUGAAUGCCUCUUGGGCGAAGGAGGAUUCGGUAGAGUUUACAAGGGUUCCCUUGAGAACACCGGACAGAUUGUAGCUGUUAAACAGCUAGACAGGAAUGGCUUCCAAGGCAACAAAGAAUUUGUUGUUGAAGUGUUGAUGCUCAGUCUUCUGCAUCAUCAAAAUCUGGUCAAGCUUAUUGGAUACUGCGCCGAUGGUGAUCAAAGGCUUUUGGUCUAUGAAUAUAUGACCAUGGGCUCCUUGGAAGACCACCUUGUAGAUGUGUCAGCUAAUCAGAAACCUCUAAGCUGGUACACUAGGAUGAAGAUAGCAUAUGGUGCCGCUCAAGGUCUGGAGUACUUGCAUGAGAAGGCCAACCCACCUGUGAUCUUCCGCGAUCUUAAAUCAUCCAACAUUCUACUUGAUGUAGAUUUCAACGCAAAACUCUCGGAUUUCGGGCUUGCCAAGCUCGGUCCCAUAGGGGAUAAAGUCCAUGUUUCUUCCAGGGUGAUGGGCACAUAUGGCUACUGUGCACCUGAGUAUGCAAGAACAGGCCACCUUUCUUUGAAGUCGGAUGUCUACAGUUUCGGAGUGGUCAUGCUCGAGUUGAUCACGGGGAGGAGGGCGAUUGACACAAGCAAGCCAACGAACGAACAGAACCUCGUUGCUUGGGCAUUGCCCAUGUUUAGAGACCAGAAGAGGUUCCAUGAGCUGGUUGAUCCACUUCUACAAGGUGACUAUCCGGCGAAGGGCUUGAGCCAAGCAGUUGCAGUCGCUGCGAUGUGUCUCCAAGAAGAGGCUUCAGUUCGCCCGUUGAUGGCUGAUGUAGUUAUGACACUAAGCUUUCUUACGGAGGAAGUAGUCCCUGCGCCAUCAUUCGGCUUCCCACCACCAGAAGAUAGUACAAAGUAAUCCGGUCAAAGCUGAUGAGAAAUUGCGCCGAGGAUUGGGAUUGGAGACCAUGGGAGUGGUGUUCUUCCAAAUCAAGGCAUUAGCAUGAGUCCUACAAUGAGAAAGUGAGCUGUGGUAUGGAUUUCUCAAGCUUGCUACU
This is a messenger RNA of Musa acuminata AAA Group (dessert banana), 1432 nucleotides long. RefSeq names its product probable serine/threonine-protein kinase PBL26. Gene Ontology annotation, biological process: protein phosphorylation. The coding region runs from base 196 to 1293 and encodes 365 amino acids. The record is from RefSeq and is a predicted model, not a curated record. Gene Ontology annotation, molecular function: protein kinase activity; ATP binding. Lineage: Eukaryota; Viridiplantae; Streptophyta; Magnoliopsida; Zingiberales; Musaceae. The transcript has 6 exons.